Messenger RNA from Penicillium samsonianum, 2199 nucleotides. RefSeq names its product alkaline phosphatase family protein. The transcript has 3 exons. Bases 63 to 2036 code for a protein of 657 amino acids. NCBI's taxonomy places the organism in Eukaryota, Fungi, Ascomycota, Eurotiomycetes, Eurotiales, Aspergillaceae. The record is from RefSeq and is a predicted model, not a curated record.
GUUUUUUUAAUUUAGCAUGCAGUGAUUCUCACUCUUUAAAAUUGGUCAUAUUGCCUUGCAUAAUGGCCUCCCUACGGCGCAUUGCUGUAGCCACCAGCUCGGCGAUCAUCCGGCUGACGACCUUCACGUUUCUGCGAUGGAUCCCUGGCCAUCACUUUGUGCCUCUUGUGGUUACCUCCCUAGUGGUGUACCUAUCGUCAAUAUUCUCAUUGCUCACCCAGCCUCAGCAAAGCCAGACAGCUAAAACCGGAGGCUCAAACAGGCAUAAGUCAGUGCCUCGCCAUGCCAAUGCCGGCGAUUCUGUGCUUAAAACACUGUUGACAGGGCUGCCCUCGGCAAAGUGGCCCCUGUGGACCAGGAUCACAAUAUUAAUCAAUGUCGUCCUGGCAGUGCUAACGCUUGACUUUUUGACCCGUGGUAUUCUACUUUAUCCUACCACAAAUGUUGCAUUCUCACGCAUUGGAUAUGUCUCUCCGACCACUGCCAACUUGGUCUUCCGCGAGCCAGAUUCGGCUCGCCUACCAGUGGCAGUCAUGUUCCAGGAGGUCUCUGGAAUGAGCGAAGACUGGUACGAAGAGGGCAUCGUUUACAAGCUGGAUAACUCCACCGACUUCACUACGAAUGUGACCCUAACCGACCUGAAGCCGGGGACACAUUAUCGCUACUCGCUGUCUAACAACAAGUCUGGCACAUUUAUCACGGCGCCAUCGCCCGAAACUCCUGAAGCAAGCCGACUAUCCUUUGUAACAUCAAGUUGCGUGAAGCCCAACUUCCCUUACAACCUACUAUCACACCCACUGCGAAUCCCAGGCCUCGAACAAAUGACCGACGCCCUCGCCAAACUGCCCAAGCUACUCCGCCCAGCAUUCAUGCUCUUCCUAGGGGACUUCAUCUACAUAGACGUCCCCUGGCGCUUCGGCUCAACAAUGUCGCACUACCGGAGCGAGUACAGACGCGUCUACUCAUCCCCCUCCUGGACCCACGGACCAGAAGAAAACCGCGCCAUCGACCUUCCCUGGCUACACACUCUGGACGACCACGAGAUCGAAAACGACUGGUCGCAGGGCAACGAAACGGCUCCGUAUCCCGCAGCAGCAGACCCCUUCAUCCACUACCACGUGCGAGCAAACCCACCCAUCCCACAAGCACCAUUCGCCCACCCAGACAACGUAACCUACUUCGCCUUCACGCACGGCCCAGCCUCAUUCUUCAUGCUGGACACACGCACCUACCGCACCGAGCCCUCGCAUAAGAACUCAACCAUCCUCGGCGGUUCCCAGCUCCAAUCCCUACUCACGUACAUCUCAACCCCGGAGCCAGCAGGCACACACUGGAAAAUCAUUUCCUCCAGCGUGCCAUUCACUAAGAACUGGCAUGUCGGCACGACCGAUACCUGGGGCGGGUUCCUGGACGAGCGUCGCACCGUCUUCGAAGCGAUGUGGCGCGCGGAGCGCGAUCUAGGUAUCCGUAUCGUCAUGCUUAGCGGUGAUAGACAUGAAUUCGGUGCUACUAGGUUCCCGGACCCGGAACUCAAAUUAGGUGCCGAUCAGCUUUUGCCUAAUACGGCUGGGGCAGGACUUCAUGAGUUCAGUGUUGGCCCAUUGAGCAUGUUUUACCUCCCCGUCCGUACGUACCACCAGACAGACUCUGAGGAUGUUAUGGUGAAGUAUGCGCCGAAUGGGAAUAGUAAGUUCGGGCUUAUCGAUAUUGCGGAUGAGGUUGAAGAUGUUGGGUCGACUGCUGCUGCGCCUGUUCGGGCUCGUAGCUCGGUCCUUACUUACUCGCUGUAUGUGGAUGGGGAGGUUGUUUGGAAGUAUCGUCUCAGUGUUCCGUUGGAUCGCGAUGCGAGUGUUCAUGGCCCGUCUCUGCCGCCGGGCCGUGUGGUUGAGGAUGUGAUUCCGGAUCUUGGUUGGAGUGUGGUGCUUGGGACUGUUGUGGGACGGUUUCCGGAGUUGACGAAGUGGAUUGUUGAGAUGGUUAAUGAUCUCUACUUUCAAGUUGCAGAUCGACUAUGGAAGAUUGAGAGACUAGAUUAGUUGAUUUGGUCGUUUCUCAGAUGGAUCGCCUUGCUUGCUCAUUCGAAUCUGUUCAGGGUAGGUUGGGUGACCAUAUUAUUAGAUAUUCCAAGCAGGUGGCCUCCCAGGUAUGAUGAUCCCCCGGAUAAGACAGCAGUGGGAUUAGCGCGACCUUGAAUAGCAC